AUGGACUCCUCCGUCGCAUCGUUGUCCUCGGACGCGCCUACGAAACAACCGUUCCCCUUCUUCGAGCUGCCGUCUGAGUUGCGCAUCAAGAUUUAUCAAUACGUGCUGUUCAUUGAGCACGGAAAAGGCGUCGUGGACCUGGACUAUUUCAACGACAGGCGAAUCGCUCCACGUCUGACCUGCUUUCGCGCUUGUCGGCGCAUGCAUGAGGAAGCAUACCCAAUCUUCUAUGGCUCGUCACAGCAGCCAUUUAGACUAUUUCCUGUCGGUGGACAUGUCUACAGGACAAAGAAGCCGCUGCUUGAACUCCUGACACCCACAUAUCGAGGAGCUAUAAACACUAUUGAGCUGCGCCUUGGGCCUGGUUGGGAAAGGGUUCCCAAAUGCUGGCAUACUGGUCCGUCACUAGGCCUUGCCGAUUGUCUCUCCCUGCGUAACCUCAACAUCUUCGUACAAAUUGAUCCUACAGACACGACCUUCAAGGGCCAUCAUGGAAAAGGCAAUGACGAGAAUACAUACAAGAACCUCUGUGUUCGCUGGUUACAAGACAUUCUCGAGCAAGCUCCUAGCAUCCGCAAAGUCCAGAUCGAUGCAUGGGAAGGUGUGGAGGUUGAAUCGCCAAUGCUCAACGCGCUUGCCUCUACGGUCUUGUUGGCUGAGAAGCGGUUGACAUGGGGCCCUGAGCGAUUGAAGAAGCUGGACAAGGAGAAGUUGAGACAGGCGCGCCUAGACUCCAUGUGCGGCAUGGAGCAAUUGGAGGAUCUCAUGACAUAUAUGGUCAUUGGAGACCAGCGAACCUAUGCAUUCUGA
This is a messenger RNA of Aureobasidium pullulans EXF-150, 810 nucleotides long. RefSeq lists its product as uncharacterized. The record is from RefSeq and is a predicted model, not a curated record. Lineage: Eukaryota; Fungi; Ascomycota; Dothideomycetes; Dothideales; Saccotheciaceae. Bases 1 to 810 code for a protein of 269 amino acids. The transcript has 2 exons.